This is a messenger RNA of Styela clava, 1248 nucleotides long. The record is from RefSeq and is a predicted model, not a curated record. NCBI's taxonomy places the organism in Eukaryota, Metazoa, Chordata, Ascidiacea, Stolidobranchia, Styelidae.
AUGGCCAUGGAAUCUAUUACUAAAAAAAGGAAAAUAGCAGAAGAAAAGAGGAAAUUUAAUAUCCAAUGGACGGAAAAAUAUUUUGUGACCGAGUUAUUUGGCAAUAUAACAUGUCUUAUAUGUAAUGAUAAGAUUAGCGUAUGCAAGGAAUACAAUGUUAGACGUCAUUAUGUUUCGAAACAUGAGUCAGAAUAUCAGACAUUUAAUGAAGAAAGAAGAAAAACGAAAAUUGAAGAAUUGACAAAGGCAAUUAGCUCACAACAAGCUAAUCUUCAAAAACAUAUUGUUAAAAGUGGAACAUGUACAAAAGUUAGUUACCUUAUAGCUGAGAAAUUAGCUAAGAAAGGAAAACCUCUUAUUGAUGGAGAAUUAAUAAAAGAAUGCAUUGUUAUUGCUUUUAAUGAGUACUGUCCAGACAAGGUGAAUUUAGUAAAAGAAGCAUGUCUAUCACAUCAGACAAUUGGCAGAAGAAUUGAUGACUUGGGUGAUAAUAUUGAAGGCAUACUGAAGGACAAAUUAUCUGCAUGCGUUCUUUACAGUUUAGCGUUGGAUGAAAGUAUUGACCAAAGUGAUACUGCACAAUUAGUUAUUUUCAUUAGAGGAAUUGAUGAAAAUUUCAAUAUUAUUGAAGAAAUGUUGGACUUGUGUCACAUAAAGGGCACAACAAGAGGCAAGGACAUAUAUGAGAUUGUUAAUUUGUCAUUAGAUAAAUUCAAUAUUGAUAGGAAAAACAUUUAUUCAAUUACAACUGAUGGUGCUCCUGCCCUGACUGGUCAACACAAUGGUUUUAUUAGUUUAUUUAAAGAAUCUGUUGAUCAUGAGAUUCUCAGUUACCAUUGCUUGAUACAUCAACAACAAUUAUGUGCUCAAAAGCUAAAUAUGAAACAUUUGAUGACUGAUCUUGUCAAGGCUGUUAAUUUCAUCAGAUCACGGGGUUUAAAUCAUCGCGAAUUUAAAGCAUUCUUGGACGAAGUUGGCAGUGAAUAUGAAGACGUAGUAUAUUUCUCAAAAGUUAGAUGGCUCAGUAAAGCAGCAACCUUAAAAAGAUUUCAGUUAUUGUUGCCUGAAAUAAAAGUGUUCUUGGAAAAAAAGAAGCAAAAUGUGGAUUUUUUAGAAAAUGAAGAAUGGUUGAAUGAUUUAUCUUUCUUUGUAGACAUCACCGAAGUAUUAGCUGAACUUAAUGUGAGGAUUUGCUUGGAGAGUUUACGAUUAGAUUUUCUGACUUUAGAAAGAUUGAAAUUGAGUUAA